This is a messenger RNA of Phyllotreta striolata, 639 nucleotides long. Lineage: Eukaryota; Metazoa; Arthropoda; Insecta; Coleoptera; Chrysomelidae. The record is from the annotation of a GenBank genome assembly.
AUGCGCCCGCCCUCGCAGUAUCCGCAGGAGAUCGGCCAGGAGGCCGGGGAUCGGGAGCCCGAUCCGCGGUUCGGGGCGAUGAUGAUCUGCACGAAAUUGGCCGGCAGGGCGGUCAUCCGGGUGAUCGGGCGAUGUAACGACGCCAAGGAGAACGAAAAUCUCGACCUGUCGAAUUGUCAGCUGAUGCAAGUACCCGACGCCGUCUACCACCUGAUGAGGCACACCGAACUGAAAACCUGCGAUCUCAGCGACAACGACAUCACGAAGAUCCCGCCCAAGUUCGCGGCCAAAUUCAACCUGAUCACCGAUCUGAAUUUGUCGCACAACCAAAUGUCCAAGUUGCCCGACGAGUGCGUCGAUUUGGGCUCCUUGCAACGGCUGAACAUCUCCCACAACACCUUCAUACAAUUGCCCAAUUGCGUGUUUAAGAUACCCAAACUGAGGCAUCUCGAUGCCAGCAAUAAUAGUAUAGUCGAUAUAGAUGUAGACUGUUUGAAGGAAGCACCGUCUUUAGAAACGAUAGAUCUCAGUAACAACCCCAUAGCGCCGAGAAUACACGAACAACUAUCGAAAAUUACCCAUUUGCGAAUAACUCUCUCGCCGCGAGUAAAAGAAGACUGGGAGGAUCUCACUAUAUAA